Messenger RNA from Physella acuta, 360 nucleotides. RefSeq names its product baculoviral IAP repeat-containing protein 7-like. The record is from RefSeq and is a predicted model, not a curated record. Gene Ontology annotation, molecular function: cysteine-type endopeptidase inhibitor activity involved in apoptotic process; ubiquitin protein ligase activity. Gene Ontology annotation, biological process: negative regulation of apoptotic process; positive regulation of protein ubiquitination; regulation of cell cycle. Lineage: Eukaryota; Metazoa; Mollusca; Gastropoda; Physidae. Gene Ontology annotation, cellular component: cytoplasm; nucleus.
AUGAGUCUGGGGUAUGAGAGAGUGUUUGUACAGCGGACGACAGGUGGAACCUUUAUUGAACCCCUUGAUGAGACUCCACCAGCACCCAACCCAGCUCCUGUCAGGGACAGUGACCUCAUGUUUCAUGAUGAGAAGGAAAGAAUCCAAACAUUUUCGGGGUGUUGGUCCGACGUCUACCCUGUGGAUCCUGCCAGUUUGGCUAAAAAUGGUUUUGUUUUCAUUGGACCCGGCGACCCUGUCAAGUGUGUUUUCUGUUUGAAUACGUUGAGGGGCUGGGAAACGGGGGAUGUGGUAGAAGAGGAACAUCGACGCUAUUAUCCAGACUGUCCUUUUGUGAAAACAAAAACAGCACCACUCUAG